Anguilla anguilla (European eel) is the source of this 3714-nucleotide messenger RNA. It is a transcript of the gene ezra, whose product is annotated as ezrin a. Gene Ontology annotation, cellular component: plasma membrane; filopodium; adherens junction. The transcript is spliced from 14 exons. NCBI's taxonomy places the organism in Eukaryota, Metazoa, Chordata, Actinopteri, Anguilliformes, Anguillidae. The record is from RefSeq and is a predicted model, not a curated record. Gene Ontology annotation, molecular function: cell adhesion molecule binding; actin binding. Gene Ontology annotation, biological process: positive regulation of early endosome to late endosome transport; positive regulation of protein localization to early endosome; regulation of organelle assembly. The coding region runs from base 187 to 1944 and encodes 585 amino acids.
CUUUGUAAUCUGGACUCAGCAGUGAACUGAACGCUUUUACUCAAGGAUCAGCCAUAUUGCAGCUGCGGCUAUUUCUGCUGUGCUCCGAGUUUGUCUUCAGUCACAUCGGCUGCACCGCAGAGGGGAUAUUCCAACAAGAAGAGGCCUGGUAGCUGGUUCCACACUUGACCUUGAAAAGGACACAACAUGCCAAAACCUAUUAAUGUCCGCGUCACCACGAUGGACGCAGAGCUGGAGUUCGCCAUCCAGCCGAGCACUACUGGGAAACAGCUCUUUGACCAGGUGUUGAGGACUGCAGGACUCCGGGAGGUGUGGUACUUUGGCCUGCAGUACACAGACAGCAAAGGAUACCUCACCUGGCUGAGAAAUGAGAAAAAGGUGGUCGCCCAGGAGGUCAAGAAGGAGAACCCACUCCAGUUUAAGUUUCGGGCAAAGUUCUUCCCAGAGGAUGUCUCAGAGGAGCUGAUCCAGGAGGUCACCCAGCGCCUCUUCUUCUUACAAGUGAAGGAGAGCAUUCUGGGAGAUGAAAUCUACUGCCCUCCAGAGACGGCCGUGCUGCUCGCCUCCUACUCUGUCCAAGCUAAGUUCGGAGACUACAACAAGGACGCCAAUCAGGCUGGCUACCUGAGCUCUGAGCGCCUGCUGCCUCAACGUGUUCUGGAGCAGCACAAACUUUCCAAGGAGCAGUGGGAAGAGCGGAUUCAAAUAUGGCAUACGGAACACCGUGCUACACCCAAGAAUGAUGCUAUGUUGGAGUACCUGAAAAUCGCUCAGGACCUGGAGAUGUAUGGAGUCAACUACUUUGACAUCAAAAACAAGAAGGGAUCCGAUCUAUGGCUGGGAGUGGAUGCCCUGGGGCUCAACAUCUAUGAGAAGGAUGACAGGCUGACUCCAAAGAUUGGAUUUCCUUGGAGUGAGAUCAGGAAUGUCUCGUUUAGUGACAAGAAGUUUGUGAUUAAACCCAUGGACAAGAAGGCACCAGACUUUGUGUUCUACGCCCCUCGCCUGCGCGUUAACAAGCGCAUCCUGGCGCUGUGUAUGGGGAACCACGACCUGUACAUGCGCCGCCGCAAGCCCGACACCAUCGAGGUCCAGCAGAUGAAGGCCCAGGCCCGUGAGGAGAAGCACCAGAAGCAGAUGGAGAGAGCCCUGCUCGACAGUGAGAAGAAGAAGAGAGAAGCCAUGGAAAGGGAGAAGGACCAAAUGGAGAGAGAGAAGCAGGAGCUGAUGAUGAAGCUGUACCAGUUUGAGGAGCAGUCAAAGAAGGCGGAGAGAGCCCUGCAGGAGCAGAUAGACAGGGCCCUGCAGCUGGAGCAGGAGCGAAGGAGGGUGGAGGAGGAGGCAGCCAGGCUGGAGGCAGAGCGCUACGCCGCUCUGAAGGCUAAAGAGGAACUGGAGAGGCAGGCUGAGGACCAGGUCAAGAGUCAGGAGCAGCUGGCUGCGGAUCUUGAGGAGUACACCUCCAGGAUUGCAAUGCUGGAGGAGGCCAAGAGAGCCAAGGAGGAGGAGGCAGAGAGGUGGCAGUGUAGGGCUCAGGAGGUGCAGGAUGACCUACUGAAGACCAAAGAGGAGCUGAUCAUGGUGCAAACAGCCCCGCCACCGCCUCCUGUUGCCCCCCUGGUCGAAGAGCACGUGGACGAGAUCGAGCAGGACGACAGCGAGGAGAACAGCAGUUCCUACAGCGCCGACUUGCAGAACGAGGGCAUCGACGACCACCGCAAUGAGGAGGAGCGCCUGACCGAGGCCGAGAAGAACGAGCGUGUGCAGAAACAGCUAAUGGCACUGAGCUCGGAGCUGGCCCAAGCCCGCGAUGACAGCAAGACGACCCAGAACGACGUGCUCCACACAGAAAAUGUGCGCGCUGGCCGGGACAAGUACAAGACUCUGCGGCAGAUCCGUAUGGGCAACACAAAGCAGAGGAUCGACGAGUUUGAAGCCUUAUAAUAGAGUAUGUGCUCUGAAACCUUGCCAAAUGGAGCCCACUGUACCCAGGGCCACACCCUCUUUCGCCGCGGCCAUACCUACUAUCUCCAUAGCUACACCCUCUAUCCCCACAGCCCCUCCCACUGUCCCUGCAUAUAAAGCUAGACCCACCAACAGUUAGGAUAUUUGCAUGAAACCGCACAGAACUGUAGAUGUACCGAUUACAAUGAUGUUUCCAUAGCAGCUUUGGGUUUACAGCACUAGAGACAGUAGUUUAUUCUGCCCUCACCAAAUGGAUAGCCCUAUAAAUGUAUUCCUAUGGCUAAAUAAAAAAGCCUCUCUUACUUCAGAAAAGGUAUUAUUUUAAAGAUAGUUUCCAGUCUGCCUCCUUUGGCAUCUCAAAAUUUCAGAAUGAAUUAAAUGAAACAGCCAAACAUGUUAGGAAUGACUAGUAUGUAGAUUAUUAUGUUAAUGUGCUAUAUAUAUAUAUGACUGAAUUAGUCAGGUUGAGCUUGGAAAAAACAAAACCAGUCAGUUUACAAAUAUUGUAAGCAUGGCAGUUAAUUAAAUCAUAGAUAGUGAUAAAGUAGAGGAAAUUUUUGCUGAUUUAUUUCUGGACCUCAAUUUGCCAGUUAUCUUUGUUGAUCACUUAGGAUCAUUGGUGACGAUUGCUUUACCAGACAGUAAUAUAGCCUUGUGUAUACACAUAGGCAAAAUGACCGCUGUUGUAGAAAUGUUUGCAUAAACCCAUUUGAUCAAAUUUGCCUGCAAAUGGAAAAACGUUUCCGCUUUUACCUGAAAACAGCCGUGGGAACAUGGUCAAUUAGCUGCAUUUUUUACAAAAUGAUUUGUGCUUUGUGAAAACUUUUGCGGUGAAAUAACAGCAAGUCAGAAUUCUUUACUCAUUCUGCACCUGUAUUUCAUAUACCUGUUUAUAAUGCACAUAUUAUAACUGCAUUCAUCAUCAUCUGUUGUGUUUCAUUGUGAAUUAUAGAAGCAAGUACAGUAUUUUUGUAGUUUUAUGAAACUGUACUGUGUUCAAAUUAAAUAGGUAAAUAAUCACCCUGGUAUUGUAUUGGUAUAGCUUUUAAAAAAUGUUUAGCUUAUAUGUUACUAAAGAUAAGCAACCUUAUAUUCAUAUGUAGGCAAUUUAUUCCAUAUUUGCUUAGUCUGAUGCUUAGUCUGACUUUGGCCAGGGGGGUGCUGGUGUCUAGAAUAUAUGCUAUUUUAAAAGAAAUUAAGUGUUUUUGGAUUUGCUGUAGGAAUGGAUCAUGAAAGCUACACAGUGUAGUAACAUAUGGAUUCCAGUGAGUGCCUCAUAACCUGUGUGAAGGCGAAGUGCGGCUAUUCAGAAAGGUGGAAAGCAUGGCGUAAAAUUUUAAUUUGAUUUUCAGAGAUACACAUACACACGGAUCAUUCCUGGAACAAAAAUUAUGGGUUAUUUAAUCUUAGAUGUAUAUUUUUCUCUUCUACAAUUAUAUUAAAGUUUUAAUUUUACUGUGAGGUCCCUAUGUAAAGAGCAUUAACAGUUCUGUAUUUUUUUUUCCAUGCCAUGUGGUGUUUAACCAGUUGAAUUUAGCUUUGAAUUGGGCCACUUUGCUAUAUCCCGAAUUUCUUUAGUUAACAUCCAGACAUAUAUUACUAAUAAGCUAUUGAAUUGCCAUUGAUAAGGGCAUAUUCUAAGCAUUUGAAAAAAGUAUAAAUAUAUCAGACAAAAUUUCCAACUGCUACAAACCCUGUCAUCUGUCAUCCUGUCCUCAUUCAAAUAAACAUUUUCCUCAUUUAAGCACA